AGCUGUGCCUGCGUGGUGCUCACACUGACAUCAGCACAGCUUCCUGCCGCCGGCACUGCUGCGCCGUGUGCUCACCCCGUACCCCACAGGGCCCCUCAGAACCAUCCUGUCACAGCCAGAGCCAUGGAGUCAGUAGCUCUGUACAGCUUCCAGACAACCGAGAAGGAUGAGCUGCCCUUCCACAAAGGGGACACCCUGAAGAUCCUCAACAUGGAAGAUGACCAGAAUUGGUACAAGGCUGAGCUGUAUGGCUGCGAGGGCUUCGUCCCCAAAAACUACAUCAAGGUCAAGCCUCACCCGUGGUAUGCGGGAAGGAUCUCCCGGCAUCUGGCAGAGGAGCAGCUCCUCCAGCGCAAGCACCUCGGAGCCUUCCUGAUCCGCGACAGUGAGAGUGCGCCAGGGGAGUUCUCCAUCUCCGUCAACUACGGGCAGCACGUCCAGCACUUCAAGGUGCUCAGGGAGAGAAAUGGCAAAUAUUACCUCUGGGAGGAAAAGUUCAACUCCCUCAAUGAGCUGGUGGAUUUCUACAGGACGACCACCAUCGCCAAAAAGCAGCAGAUCUUCCUCCGCGAUGAGGACCAGGGCCAGGAGGUGAGGAGACCCAGAUUCGUGCAAGCCCAGUUUGACUUCUCGUCCCACGACUCCUCCCAGCUGCCCUUCCUCCGUGGGGACAUCAUCGAGGUCCUGGACUGCCCCGAUCCCAACUGGUGGCAGGGGAAGAUCUACGGGCGCAUCGGCCUCUUCCCUCGCAGCUACGUGCACCCCAUCUGCAAGUGAGCUGCUGUGGGUGAGCAGGGGGGGACCACAGCCCCGCUGCCCCCCAUUCACCAGAGCUGCUUUGUCCCUGCACGUGGACUGCACGUCCUCUUGUCCCUAUGGAUGGUGUCCGUCCCCACGUUGGGCUGCCAACACACAAGGACCCAGUGCCAUGUGGGCUGUGCUGAAGGUAAUGGCCAGGCUCAUGGUGAUCCCCAAUCCAAGGGCUGCCCAUCUCCAUCACCCUGAAACAUCAGCUCUCCCCCUUCCCAGCCCAGGGGACCUCCACCAUCCCCAGCUCAGGCAUCACCUCUCAUUGGCACUGUGCUCCCCGGGGAGCAGCACAGAGCGUCGGACCACAGCCAUAAAACCUUUACCAGCACCACAGCCUGGUGGGGUGGCAGCUAUGGAGGGGAAGAGAAUGUGUACCCCAAACCUGUGCUCCUCUCCAGACCCUGCAAGCAAAACCCAGGCUCCAAGGAGGGCUGGAGGCAGCCAGGAUUCAGCCAGGCUUGGUAACUCCAUGGAGGGAUGCUGGGAAAGGCUGAUCCAGGGGGGUUCAGUCCUGUGGGUGCUGUUAAUAGCUGCAAAUUGUAGCUUUUGUAAUAUUAUUUUUAUUUAGAGCUAGUAAAACGUGUUUGGUGACA
Molecule: messenger RNA, 1403 nt
Organism: Strigops habroptila (Kakapo)
Lineage: Eukaryota; Metazoa; Chordata; Aves; Psittaciformes; Psittacidae
Gene: GRAP
Product: GRB2 related adaptor protein
Exons: 5
Coding region: 124-777 (217 amino acids)
Molecular function (GO): protein binding
Source: RefSeq, a predicted model, not a curated record